Messenger RNA from Vanessa tameamea, 2422 nucleotides. RefSeq lists its product as uncharacterized. Gene Ontology annotation, biological process: proteolysis. Gene Ontology annotation, molecular function: aspartic-type endopeptidase activity. Bases 62 to 2422 code for a protein of 786 amino acids. NCBI's taxonomy places the organism in Eukaryota, Metazoa, Arthropoda, Insecta, Lepidoptera, Nymphalidae. The transcript has 2 exons. The record is from RefSeq and is a predicted model, not a curated record.
UUCAGUUUGAGCUAUUGUAAUACUAAAACACUUAGAAAUAAUUUAUUUUUAGUUUAUUAAAAUGGAAUCUCUAAUCAACUUUCAAUAUGAUUUAUGUUCGCGUAUGUGUAAAUCAAGGUUGAAUUUUAAGAAAAGCCCUAAAGACCGGUUAACAAAGGCUUAUAUAGAAGGAAAGUUAGAGGCUAUUGAUCAAUUGUGGCUUGAAUUCUUAUGUGGUCAUAAGGAUUUAAUGAGAAAUUACGAACCUAAAAUUUUAAAUUCUUCAAAUUAUGUAACGUCUGAUAAAUAUAAUGAAACUGAGGAAAUUUAUUUGGAAUACAAAUGUGAAUUAAAGUCUAAGUUGGUAGAAUUUAAUAUGACACAAUGUGGAAGUGGAGCUGACAAUGUAAGCACAAGAGCUGCUCAGGUGAAAUUACCCAAAAUUAAUAUUCCUACCUUUUCAGGAGUUUACUCAGAAUGGGCCUCUUUUAAAGAUCUUUUCAAAUCAUUAAUAACUCAAAAUGUAUCCUUAGAUAAUGUACAAAAGUUACAUUAUUUGAAGGGACAUCUUGCGGGUGAAGCGGAGCAACUCUUGAGGCAUAUGCCAAUUCAAGAGUCUAAUUUUGAAAGGUGCUGGCAGUUACUAGAGGAAAGGUAUAACAAUAAAAAAUACAUCUGCCACCAUGUUUUGAAACGACUCUUUAGCCAAAAGAAUAUAUCAUUCGAGUCGGCGAAUGCAUUAAAAGAUUUAGUUAACACCACUAAUGAUUGCCUAGUUACUCUCAAAAAUCUGGGCAUAAAUGUAAAUAGCUGGGAUGUUUUAAUAAUUCAUAUCCUUACUUUGAAAUUGGACCCAGAGUCUCGACGUCAGUGGGAGUUUAGUGUAUCAUCAAAUAUUUCGUCAGACGAACUUCCCACUUAUACCCAAUUUAAAGAAUUUUUAACAAAUAGAUUUCGCGCUAUCGAGUUUUUGGGCCCGGUUUCAAAACCAGAAAACAAAUUUCAAAAUAAUUGUAAAGUAAAAACACUUCAUGUUGCAAGUUCUGUAACAUGUCCGUUCUGUUCGGAAGGUCAUAAAUUAAGUAAAUGUAAAAUGUUCCAUAAAGAAACUGUUGAAUCUCGUCGAAAAUUUGUUUAUGACAAUAAUGUUUGCUUCAAUUGUUUGGGAAGCAAUCACUCUGCCAAGGAGUGUCGGACACCUGUUAGGUGUAGUAUUUGCAAGCGGAUUCAUCAUUCGCUAUUGCAUCCUAAGGGUGCUAAUUCAUCUGAGGUAAACAAGACUGAGUGUGUUGUUAAUUCUUCAGAAGGUACCACAACCUCAUCUUCGAAUGCCUCUCCAUCAUCCUUUAUGGUGUCUUGUGUUGCAGCCGGUAAGAAACAACAACAAGUGCUACUUGCCACGGCUUUAGUCAAGGCUAUUUGUAGGAAUGGUAAUGAGUACAGCAUUCGGGCGCUCCUAGACCAGGGGUCGCAGGCUUCAUUUGUAACCGAAUCUACGGUACAAUAUUUGGGUUUAAAGAAAACUGUUUUCACCAGUCAGAUAGCAGGGCUGGGAGGAAAUAAGGCAAUAGUUUCUAAGACUAUGGUCACAAUGGAAAUAAAGUCUCGGUACAAACCAGAUUUUAAAAUUUUAAUAAAAGCACACGUGUUAAAGAAUAUAACCUCUCUCUUGUCAACUAGAAGAGUGGAAGCCAAAGAAUGGCAGGAACUUGAAGGUUUAAUGCUAGCUGAUCCGGAGUACUUUAAUUCAAAUCAUAUCGAUCUUCUCUUGGGUGCGGACGUAUAUGGAGCAAUUCUGCAGGAGGGUAUGAAGAAAAAUCCAGAAGGAACGCUGAUAGCACAAGCAACCAGUCUCGGCUGGAUUCUGUCCGGUACUGUAAGCUGCAACAUCAAGCCCUCAUCUCGUAUAAGCGUAAUGCAUUGCUGCGAAAGUGAGGAUUUAUUGAAGAAAUUUUGGGAACUUGAAUCAGAUGUUCCGAAACAAAAAUCCAGCAUGUUUACAGAGGAAGAAAGGCUUUGCGAAGAACUUUUCACUCAGACCACCAAAAGAGAUCCCAAUGGGCGGUAUAUAGUUCGGCUGCCUUUCAAAAAUGGAUAUCCCGAAGUCACAGGAUCUAGAGACAUAGCCGAAAAACGUCUUAAAUCGCUAGAAGUCAAGUUCAGCAAGGACCCGAUUCUGAAAACAAAAUAUCAGGAGGUAAUAAGUGAAUAUCUUAAGCUGGAUCACAUGGAAGAAGUACCACCAGAAGAUAUAAAUAAUCCUAAGGCUAUAUACUUACCACAUCACGCCGUUAUCAGAAAUGAUAAAGAAACUACGAAGGUCAGAAUUGUUUAUGAUGCCUCCUGCAAAGGCAAAAACAACCUAUCACUCAAUGAUCAGUUGUUGGUUGGACCUACCUUACAGCCAGAGUUGCGGCAUAUAAUCAUGCAGUGGAGGUGUUAA